CUUCAGCAGAAAAGACGUCUCCUUCAAUAUGGCCGAAAGGAGAAAGAAAAGAAUAUCUACAAAUCAAAGACUUCUACAUUUAUUUCUAAAUGACCUUUAAGGACCUAAAGGUGCAAACAAGAACAAACCAGAAGGACAACGUAAUACACACAGAUAAACUUGGACAAUACGAUAAGAAAGUACUUCGAAAGGACAACAAAAUGCAGACAACGGCAUGUUUCCAAGCAAUGUGACAACGGAAGUAAUAGAGAGAAAGACGAUGGAAGAUCCGCUGACUUUCCAAACGAAUUCCUUCAGCCUGCACUGGAGCGUUAUUAACUCCACCUCCUCGGACGCCUACGUCAUAAGCCUCCUCCUCUCCUGCAUCUACACCAUCCUGCUCUUCCCGCUCGGCCUCAUGGGUAACAUCCUGAUCCUGCUGGUGAACUUUGACCCUCGGCAGCGGAUGAGCACGCCGGACCUGUACUUCACUAAUUUGGCUCUGGCCGACCUAGUGUUGGUUGUGGACUCGCUGAUUGAAGUGUUCAACCUGAGCGCGCACUAUUACGACGAUGCGGUCUUGUGCUCAUGCAUGGCGAUUUUCCUACAGGUCAACAUGUACAGCAGCGUGUUUUCCCUCACAUGGAUGAGUUUGGACCGCUGCCUUGCGCUGACCGGCCUAAGAAGGCGAGCGCUACCUGAAAACGCCUCCAUUUCGCAUCGUUCGCGCGUUGCACGCAGGGCUUGUGCAACCAUAUGGGCGGCGGCCACCUUGUGCACUCUGAUUCCAUUCGCUACUGUGCAUGUGCAUCACGGAUGGGGGCGUGGCUUCUGUUUUGCAGGCGUGGCUGAGGUGCAAUGGCUGGAAGUGACGUUGGGAUUCGCUUUGCCGUUUUGCGUGAUGGGCGUCUGCUACACUUUAAUCGUGCGUGUGCUUCUGCGCUCUGAACGGCCGCAGCGAACCAAAGCCCUGCGCAUGAUCAUCGCAGCCGUGAGCGUGUUUUUUGUGUGCUGGCUGCCAGAGAACGUCUUUAUCAGCGUGCAUCUUUUGAACGGUGACAUGGAUGCCUCCCGGCGACGUGGAAACCAUAAUCUGUGGCAGCGCUACCCGCUCACGGGACACAUUGUGACCUUAGCGGCCUGCGCCAACAGCUGCCUGAACCCACUCGUCUACAGCCUGCUGGGACACACCUUUAGACGGAAACUGCGAGUGUUUGUCGCGCACCACGUCCCGUGCCUGCAUACGCAGAGCUCAAGGGCAACACCUCCCUGUCCGUGUGUAACAUGCACAAAUGCACACCAUUCGUGCUCGCACGAGAAUAAAGAAGAGGAAGAACAUGACCUUAGAAGCGGCAUGGAGGGUCAAGAGUGUGUGUGUGACAGAGUGGGAUAAACAUGGUCAUGUUGUAAUGACACAGGACAAAUCCUUUUGCUUUUUUUAAAGAAAUUAAUACUUUUAUUCCUUAAGGAUGCAUUUAAUCGAUCAAAAGUGACAGUAAAGAUAAUUUAAAAUAAACUUUCUGAUUAUCAAGGAAUCCUGACAAAAAAUAAUCAUGGAUUCUGCAAAGAUACUAUUUUUUUUAACAUUGAUAAUAAUCAGAAAUAUUUCUUGAGCAGCAAAUCAGCAUAUUAGAAUGAUUUCUGAAGAUCAUGUGACACUGAAGACUGGAGUAAUGAUGCUGAAAA
Messenger RNA from Cyprinus carpio (common carp), 1665 nucleotides. RefSeq names its product G-protein coupled estrogen receptor 1-like. Lineage: Eukaryota; Metazoa; Chordata; Actinopteri; Cypriniformes; Cyprinidae. Gene Ontology annotation, cellular component: membrane. Gene Ontology annotation, biological process: cellular response to estradiol stimulus; G protein-coupled receptor signaling pathway. The transcript has 2 exons. The coding region runs from base 215 to 1372 and encodes 385 amino acids. Gene Ontology annotation, molecular function: nuclear estrogen receptor activity; G protein-coupled receptor activity. The record is from RefSeq and is a predicted model, not a curated record.